GGCUAGUGUGCUGUGGGUGGUGGCGGGAGCGAUCUGGGCCAGGCCGCGUGGUGAGCGCGGGGUAGUGUUGGGCGCCGCCACAGGGAGCCGCAGUGCUGGCCCGGGCAUCGGGGCGCAGUGGGGAGCCGGUGCGUCCCCGGGUCGCACAGGUGCGGCCGCCGCCCCUGUGGUCAUGAGGCCAGUCUCCUAGGACGCGGUGUUGGUAGCAGAGACAAGAACUAAACAGUCCAAACAGGGAAGCACUCAUAUUUCAAAGUUUCUAAGAAGAGGUAGAAAAUAGUUAAUAUGGAAUCAAAAGCUUGUGAAUCAAAUAGUGAAGAUCUUUUAUCAAGUGGCAUCACAGCCAAUGGAGGUUCUUCAAACCCAUUUUUUUUGUCAUCUAUUCGUGGUACAAUAAUUGAAAACACAUCUUCAGCUGGGACUUUGACGCAAAUUCCUUUUUUCCCUAAAUAUGAAGUAGAACUUGAUUCUCAUAGAAAAGUCAUCCCUUACCCUGGAAAAGAGCACAUAGAAUGUGUUUUGGAGAAAUACUCACAUCAGGUCAAAGAUUUACAGAGAAGACUAAAUGAAAGCGAUGAAUUACAUGAGAAACAAAAGUUUUACUUAAGGCAGUCAGUCAUUGAUUUGCAAACAAAGCUUCAAGAAAUGCAAAUGGAGAGAGAUGCCAUGGCUGACAUCAGACGAAGGGAGAAUCAAUUCCAGGAGGAUUUAAGAAAUCAACUUCAAAAUACAGUUCAUGAACUUGAAGCCGCCAAAAGCCUUAAGGAGGGCAUGUUAAAAGACAGCAGCACACAGAUAGAGCAGCUAAGAAAAAUGAUGAUUAGUUAUGAAGGAGUGCUUCAAGAAAUCCGAUCAAUCUUAGUUGACUUUGAAGAAGCCUCAGGCAAGAAAAUCUGUGAACAGGACAACAUGUCUACUAUGCACUUCCGCAGCCUGGGCUCAACUAUUAGUAAAAUCCUAAGAGAAUUAGACACAGAAAUUUCUUAUCUUAAAGGGAGGAUAUUUCCAGUAGAGGAUCAGCUUGAAACACUGAAAUCUGAAUCACAGAACAAAAUAGAACUAUUACUUCAACAACAUCAAGAUAGGAUUGAGCAGUUGAUAAGUGAACAUGAAGUUGAAACAACAGGACUCACUGAGAAAGCCAAUAGUGCUCGAAGCCAAGCCAAUAGCAUCCAGAGUCAAUUGGAAAUCAUUCAAGAACAAGCAAGAAACCAAAACUCAAUGUAUAUGCGUCAGCUCAGUGACUUGGAAUCUACCGUCUCUCAGCUGCGUUCGGAAUUGAGGGAGGCCAAACGAAUGUAUGAAGAUAAGAUAGAAGAGCUGGAGAAGCAGUUAGUCCUUGCCAAUUCAGAGCUCACGGAGGCAUGCACAGAACGGGAUCAGUUCAGUCAGGAAUCUGGAAGUUUGGAUGAUCAACUUCAAAAGCUGUUGGCAGAUCUACACAAAAGGGAGAAAGAACUGAGCCUGGAGAAGGAGCAGAAUAAGCGUCUAUGGGACCGAGAUACAGGCAACAGCAUCACCAUCGACCACCUGCGGCGGGAGCUAGAUGACAGGAAUAUGGAGGUGCAGCGGCUAGAGGCCCUCCUCAAGGCCAUGAAGAGCGAGUGUCAAGGCCAGAUGGAACGGCAGAUGGCAGCAAUUCAGGGAAAGAACGAGAGCCUGGAGAAAGUGUCUUCCCUGACUGCACAGCUUGAAUCCACCAAGGAGAUGCUGCACAAGGUGUUGGAAGAGUUAACGGCCAAGAAGAUGAUGCUUGAGAGCUCAGAGAGGACGGUGUCUGACCUGACAGCUUCCCUCCAGGAAAAGGAGGGAGCUAUUGAGGCCACCAAUGCAGAGAUCACCAAACUCCGCUCCCGGGUAGACUUGAAGUUGCAGGAGCUGCAGCACCUGAAGAAUGAAGGGGAUCACCUCAGAAAUGUGCAAAUGGAAUGUGAGGCGCUCAAGCUCCAGGUGGCAGAAAAAGACAAAGUGAUUGAGAUUUUGCGCCAGCAGAUUGAAAACAUGACGCAGCUGGUUGGCCAGCAUGGACGAACGGCCGGUGCUCUGCAAGCAGAAAAGGCGCAACUGGAGAAGGAGAUUCAUGAUCGCAAACUGGAAUUGCAGGAAUUUAAGAUUCUGAAAGAUAAAAAAGAUGCAAAGAUUCGGGAACUUGAAGCCAGAGUGAGUGACCUAGAACUGGAAAAGGUGAAGCUGGUGAAUGCAGGCUCUGAGUGGCUCCGUGCAAUGAAGGAUAUCAAACAAGAGAGAGAUCAGUUGUUAAAUGAGGUGAAGAGUAAUAGGAAUGAAUUAAAUAAUCUUUCAGAGGACUAUGAAGUCUUAAAAAGGAAUUUUCAAAACAAAAGUGAAGAAAUGGAAACUACUACAAAUAAACUGAAAAUGCAAUUAAAAUCUGCACAGUCUGAACUGGAGCAAACCAGGAAUACACUAAAGACCAUGGAAGGAUCUGAUGGCCAUGCUAUGAAGGUGGCAAUGGGGAUGCAAAAGCAAAUCUCAGCCAAAAGAGGUCAGAUAGAUGCCUUGCAGAGCAAGAUCCAGUUUUUGGAAGAGGCUAUGACAAAUGCAAACAAGGAGAAACAUUUUCUGAAAGAAGAAAAGAGUAAACUGAGCCAGGAAUUGAGUACUGUCACAACAGAAAAAAACAAGAUGGCUGGGGAACUGGGAGUGUUGCGAUCUCAGGAGCGCUGCUUGAAAGAAAGGGUUGCCAGUAUGGAAGCUGCUCUUGAUAAGGCAUCUUUGCAGUUUGCAGAAUGUCAAGAUAUAAUACAGCGCCAGGAACAAGAAUCUGUGAGCCUAAAGCUCCAACACACUUUGGAUGUAAAAGAACUUCAGGGCCCCGGAUACACCUCCAAUUCUUCAAUGAAGCCACACCUUCUCCAGCCAGCAUCUGUAACUCAUUCUCAUUCUAAUGUACCAUCUUCCCAGUCUACAGCCAGUUUCCUGUCUCAUCACUCUAUGAAAACCAACACUUUGAAGGAAGACACAACAACGGACUUGAAACAGCUUCUCCAAAAGUUGCGAAGUGUGAUCAACGAGGAGCCUGACAUGCCUCUGAGCAAGACCAACGAGAAUGGGAGGACACAGUCCCCCACAGUCUUAGAUGAUAGAGUAAGAGACUGCAUUAUUGAAUCAAGCCUGAGAGCAGACCUCUGCCACAGAGAACCAGUCACAUUGCAUCCAGGAGACCUGGAAGAUCCAUGUAGUUGCUUCACCUUCCCAUCUGCAGUAAGUCCAUCUAUGAAAAAUUCAUCUUCUCGGUCAUUCAAUUCUCCUAAGUCCCCAGUGCACUCACUCCUGACUAGUUCUACUGAAGAAUCAGUAGGCUCCACAUCACAGGACAGAUCUACCGAACCUACUCAUUCACCUGACGCUGCAAAAGAUUCACAGUCUCCGUCACUAGAAACAACAGGAAAAACAUGCCAAAAACUUCAGAACAGACUGGAAAGCUUGCAAACCCUGGUAGAAGAUUUACAGCUGAAGAACCAAGCAAUGUCUUCAAUGAUCAGAAACCAAGAAAAGAGGAUUCAGAAAGUGAAAGAUCAGGAAAAAAUGUUAUUAAAAUGAUACGUUGCUUGCCCAUUCUCUACAGAGGGAUGGUGCCCGAUUUACUGUCCUUUUACUUAUAAUUAGUGCCCUGUGGACUUUUUUCUUUUUAUGUGAAAAUUAAUAAAAGAUACCCUGUCCUUUAAACUCUUUUUUUUGCAAUAAAGUUCUUGAAUGCUCAAACUUCAAACACAACCAACUAGAUUUGAAAGUAUUCACACAUUAUAAUGUACUAAUUUAUGAUAAUUUUAGCAUGUUGGAAUAUUGUGUUUUUAAUUAUUUUUACUGGUUCUGAAAUACUAGAGUCACCUUUUUCAGCCUAAAAACAUCCUGAGGAAUAAAAGAAAUGCCUUCACAGUGUAAAGUGGUGUGGCGCCAAGAGCAGAAAGACAAACCCCAGCUGCAGGCGUCCUUUGGUGACCCGAACUCACUGUUUGUUCUGUCAACAUCAGUAAGAGUAAUCAACAAAACUUUGGUGCCCUGGAUCAAAACUUUUAGAAAUUUCUUUUCUUGCAUAGAACUAAAGAAAGAAAAUAUUGUUACUUUUUAACAAGUAAGUAGGUACCUGCUGUAUUAAAUUCAGUAUGCCUUAAUUAGAUUUUAAUAAACUUGGGGGAUAUUUGUAUGUAAAAUAAAUAUAAUGAGACAAAGACACAAAAACGAUUCACUUAUGUCAAAACAUCAGGGACAAUGUGGCAGAGGCUAACUGUCCAAACACUAUGUCCUCUCACUCCCAAGCAGAGUUGUCACCAAGAUGCAGCAGCCUAGCAGGUUUCUCAGUCCCAUGCCCCUCGCUUCCAGAGGCAGUCACCUGAGCAGGUCUAGUGGGAUGUGAACAGAGCACUUCCUGCAGGUCCAAAGUGUUUGUGGUUUUCCUCAAGUUAUUUCCCUCCCAUGGGCUGGAUACAGAUAGGGACGGUCCUCAGGGUGGUGGUACCACAGAGCAGAAGGGAGCCUAAGGGACUCUACGAGGAGGAGAGCUGCUGCCAGGAAGACCCAUUGCUGACUGAUGCAAGGGCAAGCAGUCUGUCUGGGGCUGCCUUCUUGCAUGGAUGACCCCAUUAGAGCACUAGCAGGAGCCCUGACCCAGCUAUAGUCAGUGGAGUGGGAGGGUGUACUUGCUAAGCGGCACCUUGGUGCUGCGCUCAGUGACAGCAAUCUAAGCAUAUCCAAUUCAAAUGGUGAUUAAAAUUAUAAAUAUAUAUGCACCUAUACAUUUAUAGCUUAAUCUUUUUCUUUAGUUGGUUAAUUUGUUUCAUCAGGUAACUAAUAAGUGGCUAGCAGUAGCAUUCUAGGGAUAUUUUUAUUUAAACUGUUUUACUCCAUAGGGAGGCUUGGGCAUUCUGUGAAGUAAUGGUCAAUGCCUUCUGCAGACCUCAUUAUGACGUAUAUAGGCAGAAUAUAUGAAUUUAACCAAGAAGUGCUGUAAACCCAAAGAUGCUGAACAGUUCUGCUAAGCACUUUGCACUACAGCUUUCACUUGGAUUCAUGUUCUUGUCAGCCAAGGUCAUCUUAGCCAGAAUUGAUUAGGUUUUAUCAGUGGAUAAUAUACUUACUAAAGGCUAUUUUAACAUAUAAGAAUUCAUUUUGUCCCAGUCUUGGGAGAUUGAGGCAGGAGAAUCAAGAAUUCUAGGUCAUCUUUAGCUAUAUAGUAAUUCAAGGUCAGCUACUCUGUUUCAAAACAAUGACCACCACCACCAACGGUUGAGAUGUGGCUCAGUUAGUAGAGUGACUGCCUAGCACUGCAUGAAACUGGGUAUAGUGGCACAUGCCUGUAAUCCCAGUACGUGAGAUGGGAGGUAGGAUGAUCAGAAAUUUAAGGGUAUCCUUGGAUAUAUAGUGAGUUUGAGGUGCACCUGGGCUGUAAGAGACCCUAUCUGAAAAACUGAUUUUAAAACGCAAACAUACUAGAUUCUCUUCCAAGGAAAGGUAACGUUUUAAAAGAAAUAUUCAAAAUUUUCUCCAAAGGGAAGAGAAAAACUCUUCUUAUGUUGUCUUCUGUAACUUUUGAUAUUUGCUUUCCUAUAUAGGAAAUACUAUACAAAGUAUUUUUAUAUCUAGGUUAUGGUAUCAAGAUUGAGACAAUUCAGACAUUUAAUGAAGAUAUUAAAACUCAGGUUUUAUUAUUCAGUUAUGACUUUUAAGUGUUUAUCUCAGAGCAAAGAUACACUUCUGCAUCACAGGCCUACAUAGAUUUGUCACCCACAAAUAGCUACUGGUAGGAAAAGAGAGGGGAGAGGAUUUUCAGAUGGAAAAGGCUGUUAUGGGACAGUCCCUCUGUUAAUAUCUGGUGGGAGUGGGGUGGGACAGUGAGCAGAGAGGGUCCUAUGUCCUCUAAGGGCUCUGUGGGUAAAGGAUGGGUGCAUCCCUUAGCAGAGCUAGACUGGACUUGGAAUUCCUAGCCCUCAGAGCAGUAUCCCUUAGACUACCUCACCAGCCCACACCCCAGCCCCACUCAGACUCCCUUUCCUUAGGGGCUGCUGGCUUGAUGACCAACUCCAAUUAAGCCCAUUGUUUCCACACCAGCCUUAAGCCAUUAAGACCGAGAGCCUUGCUAACUAAUAUCCUAUCUAUACUCAGCAAUUAAAAUCUAACAAAAACUAAUGGGCGUCUUAGAACUUCACCUCAAUCCUUACUGGUCACAUCUAGUGGCCAGAUAUUUUCCAGUCACAGUUCCACACGGUGUUAUUUUAAAACGUAAACAGUAUCGCUUUAACUUUUUAAUGAAGUUUAUUUUACUCCCUCAAUCUAAGGAGCUCCUAAGGGCUCUUACCUUGUACUUGUGCGACUGGUUAGUUUCUCUACUCCUCGCCCAAAGUCCAAAUAACUACCCAAGAAGUUCAAUCCCUGCAGUAACACAGUAUCAGCACAAAUCAGUCAGUGCCACAAGGGAAAGAAUUCCUUUCUUCCCAGAAGCAUUAUCUGCAUACGCACAUUCCU
Nannospalax galili (Upper Galilee mountains blind mole rat) is the source of this 6480-nucleotide messenger RNA. RefSeq names its product coiled-coil domain containing 158 (gene Ccdc158). The record is from RefSeq and is a predicted model, not a curated record. Lineage: Eukaryota; Metazoa; Chordata; Mammalia; Rodentia; Spalacidae. The transcript is spliced from 23 exons. The coding region runs from base 286 to 3561 and encodes 1091 amino acids.